AUGAUACAACCAAAUAACGUCUGGUACUACCAGUGCUCCUGCUACUACCAGUGCUACUGCAUCUGUGGCCUUAACCUCCCACAUCUUCCUGCGGUUCUCCUCCACGUCCUCCGCCGUCCCCCUACUCUCCCUCUGAGCGCUCUGCUCCCCAUUCUCCUCUUGGUUACCCGCCAUCGCGUCCAGCUGUGGCCCUCACAGGGCGCGCUCGCUGGCUCUCACCUGACAGGUCCCUGGCCUCAGGACGACAGCCAGCACCAACAAUCUCCCUACAUGAGGGACAAAGCGACUCAGACCCCCAGGGCCUGGGCAGAUGAGAGGAGGAGGGGCUCUCACAAACGCUCGGCCUCCUGUGGGAGCACCGAUCAGCUCAAGGAGAUUGCCAAACUGCGCCAGCAGCUUCAGCGCAGCAAACGCAGCAGCCGCCAUCGGAGGGAUAAAGAGCGCAAGUCCCCGUUCAAUGGCAGUCACACCAUUAUCCAGUCGCAGUCACCUAUGCCCAAGACUAUUCUGAUACCCAUCCCUAUAUCCAAGUCAUCGGCCCCUCGUUUCCGAAACAGCGUGGAGGGCCUCAACCAGGAGAUCGAACGCAUCAUCAUCCGAGACACCCCUGAAAAGGACGAGACUAUCGUUCCACAGGAUGUCCCAGAUGGGCACCGUGCACCCCCACCCGUCCCCCCACAGCGCAGCAGCAGCACCCGCAGCAUUGACACACAGACUCCCUCAGGGGGCGGCCUGAGUGGUAACCACAGCAAUUGUAGUAGCCGUCCCGACUCCAUCUCGCCCUCCUACCUCACCGUCCUCAAUGACACGGGUGGAGGCAGCCCCUAUGAGGACAAAGAGCUGGGCCCCUGCUCCCCGCUGCCUAAAUACGCUGCUUCUCCUCGACCCAACAACAGCUACAUGUUCAAGAGAGAACCUCCAGAGGGCUGUGAGAAGGUCAAAGUGUCCGAAGAGACCAUGCCCAAACCUCUGCAGGAGAUCCCUCCUUUCUUGUGUCCCGACCGCAACAAGGUCAACUUCAUCCCCAACAGCGGCUCUGCCUUCUGCCUCACAGCAUCCUUAAGCCCUUACUCCCGCCCCGGACCUCAACUUCCGCUCCGGGGUGGGCCUCCGAAGCCUGUCCCCGUCCCUCGUGCCUCUGUCCACCCAGCCCUGCCUCCUGGAGGAGCCCGAGAGCUUCUGACAGCCCACGAGGGCUUCAAGUCACCACAGCCCCCGAAAGCUAGUGUUGUUGUGAAAUGUGUCCAGAAGGGCGCCGUCCUCGCAGGACGGGCUCUCUCUGGCUUGCAGGGCCUUGAGCAAGGAGAGGUUGGUACACCCAAAUACUACACUGCAGAGCAUGAUGGUAGAUGA
Messenger RNA from Epinephelus fuscoguttatus (brown-marbled grouper), 1353 nucleotides. Its product is annotated as protein FAM117B-like. The record is from RefSeq and is a predicted model, not a curated record. Bases 1 to 1353 code for a protein of 450 amino acids. The transcript is spliced from 9 exons. Lineage: Eukaryota; Metazoa; Chordata; Actinopteri; Perciformes; Serranidae.